Diaporthe citri is the source of this 1389-nucleotide messenger RNA. RefSeq lists its product as uncharacterized. Gene Ontology annotation, cellular component: extrinsic component of mitochondrial inner membrane. NCBI's taxonomy places the organism in Eukaryota, Fungi, Ascomycota, Sordariomycetes, Diaporthales, Diaporthaceae. The coding region runs from base 1 to 1389 and encodes 462 amino acids. The transcript has 3 exons. Gene Ontology annotation, biological process: mitochondrial respiratory chain complex IV assembly. The record is from RefSeq and is a predicted model, not a curated record.
AUGGGCUCCUCGUGUGGCAGCAUCGUCAACGACUGCGCGGACAGUACACACGGGAAAGCCCGCGAAGCCAACAAGGCGCGCAGUGAACGCCCCGAGAACGACGUCGACAGCGAACUCGCGGCCACCAAGAACCAAGUCCUCACGGAGGACAAUCUCUUCCACUCAUACACCGACUCACCUAUUCCCGAGAUACGCCAGCGUGCGGCAUUCAUGCGCCAACAUGCCUACUGCCCCUGUCCAGAUCACCGACCAACCCGGCUCUCCGAGAGUGGCCAGCCUCUGCGGCAGGACGCUGAGACUGCGCCACUGCCCCCGGCGCACGUCGACUUCGAGUGCCCGGACUGCGGCGUGCCCGUAUACUGCAGCAAGGAGCACUGGAUGGCCGACUACGAGGCCCACCUGGAGAUAUGUGACACGUUGAGGCAGAUCAACGAGGACGACCAUGACCUCCGGUCAGGCAGGUUUUUCCCGGAGUUCCAGUACGCAGGCCCGCAGCUGGAGGAGGCCAUGGUGAACAUGACGAACUGGGACACGUUCCUGUACACGAGGAACUUCGAGGCCAUCAACUCGGACAGGAGCAUGCGCCAGGCGACGAGGCUGCUCACGUACCCCAUCACCGUCGGGAGCAUCCUGCACGAGCUCAGCCCGUACACCCUGCGCGCGGGCGGCCAGCUGACCCCGGAGGGCCUGAAGAGCUUCAGCGCCCUGCGGUAUACCCUGCACCCGCCCAGGACGGGCGGAGGCACAGAGGUCAAGAACCUGCGCCUCGAGGCGCCUCCGGUCCGCCUCUUCGUCCUCGGCGCCCGGGCCGAGUCGUCGCUUCCCCGCGACGCCUGGGUCCAGCUAGCCCACCUCUUCCCGCGCUCCAGCUUCCACCUGAUCUUCAUCGGACCGGAGGCCAUGGCCAACCGCGACGACGAGUUUCCGCUCCCGGAGAGGACGCCCGGCAACCCGUUCGGGGCCGUCGUCGAGCGGCCCUGGCAGAACAUGAAGAUCAGCACGAUCGUCGACUACUACCACACCAUCCACAAGACAGGCCACUUCUACCCUUACGACCCUUACUUCGACUGCUUCGUGCUCUUCCACCCGGGCCUGGGCCACCCGGCCAGCUCGCACGAGUGGGCCGAGACAAUCCCCAUGCUGCUCGAGACCAAGGCGCCCAUCAUCGUGACGGGCUACACGCAGUACGACAUGGAGAGGGACAUCGACUGGGUCAACAAGACCGCCGCUGGCGAGUUCGACCUGCUGCUGAACCCUGGGGAGAACACUUUUAGGAGUCUGAGGUGGGAUCUCAACGACAUGGACCCCCAGGAUGUCACAUGUGGUAACUGGGGAGUGUGGGCCUUCCGUGGAAAGAGGUAUGAGACGACGAGGAAAGACGUGGAGUAA